Pleuronectes platessa (European plaice) is the source of this 2225-nucleotide messenger RNA. Its product is annotated as caspase-1-A. The record is from RefSeq and is a predicted model, not a curated record. Gene Ontology annotation, biological process: proteolysis. The coding region runs from base 57 to 1748 and encodes 563 amino acids. The transcript has 15 exons. Lineage: Eukaryota; Metazoa; Chordata; Actinopteri; Pleuronectiformes; Pleuronectidae. Gene Ontology annotation, molecular function: cysteine-type endopeptidase activity.
CCCGUCCUGCUGGGAUAGUUUUUGUGUCGGAAGCCGCUGAUAGGGGACCUGUCACCAUGUUCAGGAAAACGGACAAGCCCACCAUCACGCACCCGAAACAUAACAUGACACAACUGGAGGAGAGGAUGAUGAACUUCCGAGGGGACCAUGACCGUGCCUUCCACCUUGAUCGCACUGAGGCGAUGCCCAGCCUCAACUGGGGCAACAUGAUGGAUGACAAAAUGGCCAGGCAGGUCAGGGGUCUGCAACGGUCGGCUGCAAGCGCUGGAGCAGGUGGCUUCUUUGUGCACCCACCGACCUCUGUAUCAUUAGGCCAGAGGAUGGAAGAAAUGCGCAACUUGGCUGACACGCACUUCUUUAACGACUUAAAGGUGAGUGCAGAGGACAGCUUUCAUCCCAUGGGGCUCCAGAACCACCUUCCCAGUGAAGCGACUCGUCGCUUCGUCAAGCCGUGCAUGGACGUGAAGCUGGGCCAGUGCAGCUAUAACCCCUUCGCCUUGCAGGAGAGUAGUGAGAAGCAGAUCAGAACAAGAAUGUCCCCACAGAUGGUGUUUCCUGAGAUCUACCGCAGAGAAACUCCCCAGAACAGGCCGCCCAUUGAAGCUGAUUUUGACAAAUAUGAGGGGCAGAUUUUGCGUGGGGAGAGGAAUGCUCUGCCCCGGAACAAUUGGGCCAAUUGUGAUGUGAAGGAAGCAGCCGGACGUAAACUCACCGCACCAGCCUCCAGGUUCUUAACCACCCCCAAUGACUCUGUGGCCAACACCUACAAUCUGUCCAGCCUUUUGGCUAACAAACAGAACAUGGCAAGCAACAUGUCAACUUUGCCGAAACGCUACGAUGAACUGAAGAAGUACAAUGGGACUGCUGCAGAGCCUCGGAGCAUUAAGGAGGAGGGCUGGUCGACCACACUCAUCCCCACUACUGAGGAUUUCUGGAGGAAUAAACAGAACAAGAAAGAAAUUUACCCUGUGACCAAAAAUAACUAUAGGAAUCGUGUGGCGCUGCUUAUCACCAAUAUAAAGUUCACGGUUAAGAGAAAACACAGACAUGGAGCUGAGAAAGACGAGGAGAACGCGGAGAAACUUCUCAGAGAUCUGGGAUACGAGGUGGUGAAAUACACAAACCUCACUGCAAAGGCCAUCGAUGAGGCUGUAAUCAAGUUCUCUAAACAUCCAAAACUCCGAGAGACAGACAGUGUGAUGGUGGUUAUCAUGUCUCACGGGGAACUGGGAACUAUCCAAGGUGUUGAAACCUCAAAAUUGGAACCGGAUGAGUUCCCCAUUGACAACAUCUAUAAACACUUGGGUCCAAAGAAAUGUCCGGCUCUGCUGAACAAAACUAAAAUCCUCAUCAUCCAGGCCUGCAGAGGAGGUGAGGAAGGCUCUGUGCUGAUGAGCGACUGUGCGGCUGUGCCGUAUCAAAUCAGACUGCACGGGUUUUCUCCUGAAGACCUCGAGGACGAUAAUUGUCAAAGAUACGAACACAGAGAAAAAGACUUCAUCUCUCUUCUCUCCUGCACGCCUGGCACCGUCGCAUAUAGAGAUCCGGUUCUUGGGUCUUUGUUAAUCCAGUUUAUUGUCAAGGUAUUCAACAAGGCCGCAUACGAGGAUGACGUCGAGGAACUUUUCAGAAAAGUCAUGCAACACUUUGAAGAGUUCUGCCCUUCAAACAAAAGGCAGAUGGCGACCAAGGAUAGAUGCACACUUACAAAACGCUUCUACUUUUAUCCAGGUCUCAAUGUGGUUUGACACUUCUUCUUAUGAACGUGUUAUGAUAUCUUCAGGGGUUGUACAUAGGGGAUCUAUUUACUCAACGGCCCACGUCUUCGUCAGUUUUGUAUUAUUCAAUUUGUACUCUUGAAGAAUUAUUUUGAUAACAAAGUUCUUGCAGUUAAAGUGAAUAAAGUAACUAUAGCUUCACUUUUCUGACAAACCUGAUGAAGUGACAUUCGGGCCAGAGAAUAUUUUUUAUCCCAGGGUUAAGGGUCGCAUACGGUCUAUGUGCAGAUGUUAGCUGACACUGGUUAAGAGGUGGGGGACACCCUUGUCUGGACGGGUUAAUAUCACAGGGUUGUGUGUGUGUGUAUAUAAGCAGUUAAGGAUUAGUAUAGUGAACUUUCAUACUUUUGUAAUUUUACUUGUUUAAGAUUCACAGUUCAAACUGUGAUGUUACAUCUAUGAGUAAACAAGAAAAGUUCAAAUAAAUAUGAGAAUUGAAAAGACAAA